Periconia digitata is the source of this 1128-nucleotide messenger RNA. NCBI's taxonomy places the organism in Eukaryota, Fungi, Ascomycota, Dothideomycetes, Pleosporales, Periconiaceae. The record is from the annotation of a GenBank genome assembly.
AUGUCUCAACCUGCGAACUCUGAUGUCAACGGCAACAAGCCACCUGUUGCCGAUACUCUGAAAACCGCCAAACUUCUUGCUCAGAAUGCGUGGGGCGCCGAGAAUAAUCCCGCUGCUUCAGACUAUCGUUCCGACUGCACCAGUAGGCCAACACCUUCGAUGCUGAACGCCAUCGUGCAAUGUACGCUGCUUGACGAUGUGUUCAAUGAAGAUCCCACAACCCAGUCACUCGAGCGCUUCAUCGCCGAGCUAACGGGCAAGGAAGACGCUUUGCUAGUCGUGAGUGGAUCGAUGGGUAAUCAAGUGGCACUCCGGACCCAUCUUGUUGCGCCUCCCCACGCCAUCUGCUGUGAUAGAAGAAGUCAUAUUAUUCAGCAUGAAGCUGGGGGUGUUGCUACGUUAUCGCAAGCUAUGGUUCAACCCAUCGAUCCGAAAAACGGCAAAUACAUUACCCUCGAGGAGGUCCAGGAAUAUGCCGUUAUCUCCGACAACGUACACAUGUGCCCUACGCGUGUGAUUGAACUUGAAAACACACUUAAUGGCGUCAUCAUGCCGUUGGAAGAGGUGAAGAGGAUUUCGGCAUGGGCCCAUCAAAACGACAUUUUGGUGCACAUGGAUGGUGCUCGCCUCUGGGAAGCUGUAGCAGCGGGAGCCGGGUCUCUAAAAGAAUACUGUGGCGAAGUGGACAGUGUGAGUUUGUGCUUCAGCAAAGGCCUUGGAGCUCCCAUCGGUAGCAUCAUAGCGGGCACGUCAGCCUUCAUAAAACGCAGCAGAUGGCUUCGAAAAAUGAUAGGUGGCGGUCUGCGCCAAGCAGGUGUGGUAGCAGCACCUGCCCGCGUCGCUGUCGAGGAGACCUUUCUUGGUGGCAAGCUCGCGCAGUCACAUGAGAACGCUCGAAGGCUGGAGAAGGUGUGGAUUGAUCUCGGCGGGAAGCUGAAGUAUCCCGUGGAUACCAACAUGGUUUGGUUAGAUCUGAAGGGCAGUGCAGUUGAGUUGGAUAAGUUUAUUCAAACAGCUGACGAAUUGGGCGUGGUGGUCAAGGGUGAGAGGUUUGUCGUGCACUAUCAAAUCAACGAAGAGGCUCUUCAGCGCGCCGAAAAGUUGUUUGAACGUGUGCUUAAGGCUUGA